Puntigrus tetrazona (Sumatra barb) is the source of this 994-nucleotide messenger RNA. It is a transcript of the gene mdp1, whose product is annotated as magnesium dependent phosphatase 1. The transcript has 6 exons. The coding region runs from base 121 to 603 and encodes 160 amino acids. Gene Ontology annotation, molecular function: acid phosphatase activity. The record is from RefSeq and is a predicted model, not a curated record. Lineage: Eukaryota; Metazoa; Chordata; Actinopteri; Cypriniformes; Cyprinidae.
AUGACGCUACUUCCGCAUUACCGGUAAACCAGUUCUUCGGAGUAAACGAAAGUAGUGUGUUCUGCGUCUAUGCGAUUUUAAUUGUGUCUAGUUUGGUCGGUUUUCAGUCGCUAAUCGAAGAUGUCGAAACCUAAAUUAAUGGUGUUCGACCUCGAUUACACUCUCUGGCCAUUCUGGGUCGACACCCAUGUCGAUCCACCUUUUCACAUCAAUGACAGUGGCACGGUGCUGGAUUCAAGAUUUGCCAAGGUUCCCAUUUAUCAUGAUACUGAAAAGAUCCUGAGCUCACUGCACAGUCAGGGCUUCAAGAUAGGCAUUGCAUCACGAACUAGUGAGACGGAAGGAGCCAAUCAGCUGCUGUCACUCUAUAAACUUGACCAAUACAUUUCCUUCAAGGAGAUCUACCCUGGUUCAAAGGUCACUCAUUUUAAAAGGCUGAAGGCUGACAGUGGCGUCCCGUUUUCUGACAUGAUGUUCUUUGAUGAUGAGGAUAGGAACAUCUUGGAGGUUGGCAGGCUGGGUGUUCACUGCGUGAAGGUUCGCAAUGCCAUCACCUGGGAUCUAGUCAAGAAAUCACUUGAGCAGUUCGGCAAGAAGCAGUGAAGGAGUCUGGUCCUGUGGAGAUGCAGCUGCUGCUAAUGAAGAAGAACCCAUUUGCUGUGCGACAAAAACGAGAUGCGUAGAGGAAUGGGAGUAUCAUGAUUAGCGCUUAUUGUUGCGCAUUAAACCCUUUUUAACUUGACUGUUAAAAGCACUUGGCAAAAUAGUUCAUUAUUUAGCUCCAUUUUAAGACAUUAAAUGAAACGGGUUUGUUCGGUCAUUUAAUAAUUUGUUCGUUAUUUAUGCGACGCACCUAGUUUUCCUAGUAAUGCACCUUUGCUUGAAAGAAAUGCUCAAUUGUAAAAAAAAAGGUCAGUAUUUUAAAAGUUACUGUAUGUCACAAAAUUUCUGUACAGUGGAAAAUGUUUUAUGUUUAUUACAUUUAUAAAACACG